Molecule: messenger RNA, 2662 nt
Organism: Olea europaea var. sylvestris
Lineage: Eukaryota; Viridiplantae; Streptophyta; Magnoliopsida; Lamiales; Oleaceae
Product: protein STRUBBELIG-RECEPTOR FAMILY 5
Exons: 16
Coding region: 226-2382 (718 amino acids)
Biological process (GO): protein phosphorylation
Molecular function (GO): protein kinase activity; ATP binding; protein binding
Source: RefSeq, a predicted model, not a curated record
AAAUGGCGGUGCUAAAUUUAGGCCCUCAUUUCUUCUCCACCUUUCACCAUUCUCUCCCAACAAUCCCCUCCGUCAUCGUCAUCAGAAAUUCUAAUGAUCUUCUGCAUCGUAUAGCUGCAGUUUUCAUCAGUUUCACCAUCAUUUCUGGGAUUUUCUUCUGAUGAAUUAUUAUUAACAUAAUGCCGUCUAUUGAUUCCUUCAAAUAUCAUACUUAUUAUUAACAUAAUGCCGUCUAUUGAUUCCUUCAAAUACCAUACUUUCUCGUUCGCCCGAAUUCCGUCGCCAUGGGCUCUAUUAUAUUGCCUUGUUCUCUGUUCUGUCACCGCCAAUUUUGUCCAAUCCAAAACCGAUUCCUCAGAUGUUUCUGCUCUCAACGUCAUGUAUACCAGCAUGAAUUCUCCUUCCCAAUUGGAUGGCUGGAAAUCAAGUGGAGGAGAUCCCUGUGGUCAAUCAUGGAAGGGAAUCACAUGCUCUGGAUCAAAAGUUACUGAAAUUGAUCUGUCUGACCUGGGACUUUCUGGAUCAAUUGGCUAUAAGCUUUCGGGAUUGGAAUCUGUUACCUACUUUGAUGUGAGCAAAAACAACUUCAACGGAAAUAUACCCUAUCAACUUCCUCCCAAUUUGAAGCUCAUGGAUCUUUCUGGAAAUGAAUUCAAUGGCAACGUGCCCUAUUCAAUUUCCCAGAUGACUGAUCUCAAAGAGCUAUAUCUCAAUAAUAAUCAGCUUAAUGGACAACUGAGUGAUAUGUUUGGACAGCUUUCGAAGCUGACCAAGAUGGAUCUCUCCUCCAAUUCACUGUCGGGUGAUUUGCCCCAGAGUUUUAAGAACCUCUCAACCCUGAGCACUCUGUAUUUGCAGAAUAACAAAUUCACUGGUUCAAUUAAUGUCCUCUCCAAUCUGCCUCUUGAUGAUCUGAAUGUAGCAAAUAAUAAAUUUACUGGCUGGAUUCCUAAUGAAUUGAAAAACAUUGACAAUAUAAAGACUGGUGGAAAUUCUUGGUCAUCUGGUCCUGCACCUCCUCCUCCUCCAGGGACAAAAAGUGAUACUCGAGCUAGCCAGUCGAAUAAAAAGAAUGAGAAGUCUGGUCUAAGUGGUGUUGCAAUUGCUGGUAUAGUCCUGGGUUUUCUGAUUAUCCUUGGGAUUGUUAUUAAUCUAUUCUCAAGGAGAUCUACGCCACCUCCACAUUAUAUUGAAGAUGAUAUGCUUAGCCCUCGUAGGCCUUUCACUCCACUCUCAUCCAGCGAGUUACCUAGUGAUUUUCAUGCUAAAUCACACAAGGACUUCAGAGAACUGAAAUCAUUCAAAUCAUCCUCCUCAAAUAGAAUAAAAGGUUUACAGGCUUCUCCUUCAAUCAGUCUCAAGCUUCCAUCUUCAACUCGUCUCCAAUCAUUCAGCAACAAUGAAUUUACAAAUAAUUUGGAUGUAAAAACGAACAGUUCAGUCGCCAUUGCCUCUUACUCUUUGGCUGAUUUGCAGACUGCGACUGGUAACUUUGCCACAGGUCGCCUUCUGGGCGAGGGAUCUAUUGGUCGUGUAUAUAGGGCAAAGUAUGCUGAUGGGAGGGUUCUUGCAGUGAAGAAGAUAGAUUCCUCACUUUUUCAUGGGGAACGAGGGGAAAGAUUUGCAGAUAUUGUUUCAAACAUCUCUAAGAUUCGCCACCCUAAUGUUACUGAACUUGUUGGUUAUUGUACAGAACAGGGACAGAACAUGUUAGUUUAUGAGUACUUUAGAAAUGGCUCGCUUCAUGAAUUUCUGCAUCUGUCAGAUGACUUCAGCAAACCACUUACAUGGAACACAAGAGUCAGAAUUGCCUUGGGAACAGCCCACGCUGUUGAGUACCUGCAUGAGGUUUGCUCACCAUCAUGUGUGCACAAGAACAUAAAGUCUACCAAUAUUUUGCUCGACACUGAACUGAAUCCUUGUCUCUCUGAUUGCGGCUUGGCUACAUUUUUUGAGAGAAUGAGCCAAAACCUUGGAACUGGAUAUAAUGCACCAGAAUGUACAAAACCAUCUGCUUACACUGUAAAAAGUGAUGUAUACAGCUUUGGGGUGGUAAUGCUAGAGUUGCUGACAGGCCGAUUGCCUUUCGAUAGUUCAAAGCCAAGAUAUGAACAAUAUCUUGUUCGGUGGGCCUCACCACAGCUCCAUGAUAUAGAUGCCUUGGCAAAACUAGUCGAUCCUGCCUUACAUGGGUUGUACCCUCCUAAGUCCCUUUCUCAAUUUGCUGAUGCGGUUGCUCUUUGUGUACAGUCUGAGCCAGAAUUUCGGCCACCAAUGUCCGAAGUGGUGCAGAUAUUACAGCGGUUAGUUCAAAGAUCCGGUAUCAGCCAAAGAGGAGAUGGUCUUGGUGCAUCUCAACGAACGGAUGAUUCUGACUACUAAAAUUGUUUCCUGGAAUACGAUUAAGUAGAUAGAUAUCUACAUAGAGGAAUGUUCAUUUUGGCGUUUGGUGCAUAUUUGUUAGCAUAACUUGAGACAUUUUGAUAUUCAAAAUAGCAUCAGCAAUUUCAAAUAUUGUUAAAUGUUUAAAAUGAUGUAUUUUCAGAAGCAUCAAAAUUCUGUAUUGAUGUUUAAACAACCUCUCGACCGGAUCGUCUUGCAGGGCGAUUAAAAUCUGUCUUUGGAGCUAAUUCUUAUUAACUCUACAUAUUUGUAUGCUAAA